UUGCCCCGCCGCGGAGCCUGCGCGGCGCGUGUGGGCGUUUAUCUGGGCCGCGCACCCGCACCCGCUCCCUCACCCCUCCGGCCGCCGCCCAGAUAAGGACGCGCUGGAGCCGCUGGGGACAGCCACCCGCGUCCCUCUGCUGCUUCCGCCAGCGGCCGAGAACUCCCCGGGGACUCGGGCGGCCGUGGCGCCUUACCAGCCUUUGGUGCGGCCGAGCCGGUGGCGCUUUGGUUUGGAAGAUGACACACCACACAGUUGCCUGUCCUCUGGUGGCCGACUAGAGGGCGGACAAGUAUGACCCAAGUUUGAUGUCUGUGCCUGCUUCCCCAAGGUCAAGAAAUUAUCUCCUUAGACGGCAACAGUACUAUGCACGUUAUGAAUUGUGUCUCCUCGGUCAGCGAUAAAGGAAAUGGGAAUAUCGCCCCGGCCGCUGGAUUCAUGAUCGGGCAAACGCAGCCACCACCCUCUCCUCCUCCACCCCCUCCUACUCCACCAUGUCCAUACUCAGGGGCAGGGUUUCCUCCCGCUCCUCCCCCUCCCCCUCCCCCGCCUCUGCCUGGGGGGCCUCCGGUCCCCCCUCCCCCCCCAGGACUACCACCACCUUCUCACCUGAACGGCUACAGCCACCUUGGUAAGAAAAAGCGGAUGAGAAGCUUUUUUUGGAAAACCAUUCCCGAGGAGCAAGUUCGGGGCAAAACCAACAUCUGGACCUUGGCAGCCAGGCAGCAGCAUCACUACCAAAUUGACACAAAGACCAUCGAGGAGCUGUUUGGGCAGCAAGAAGAGAGUGCCAAGUCCUCCCCUUCUAGGAGAGGGGGCCCUUUAAAUUCGUCCUUCAGGGAGGCCAGAGAAGAGAUUACUAUCUUGGAUGCAAAACGGAGCAUGAACAUUGGGAUAUUUCUUAAGCAAUUUAAGAAGUCUCCUCCAUCCAUUGUGGAAGAUAUUCAUCAGGGAAAGAGUGAGCAUUAUGGAUCGGAGACAUUGCGAGAAUUUCUUAAGCUUCUGCCAGAGUCAGAGGAGAUAAAGAAACUAAAAGCGUUCAGUGGAGAUGUGGCCAAGCUGUCUCUGGCAGACUCCUUUCUGCACUGCCUAAUUCAGGUGCCAAACUAUUCACUGCGGAUUGAAGCCAUGGUGCUGAAGAAGGAAUUUUUGCCUUCUUGUUCCUCUUUAUACACAGAUAUGACAAUUCUAAGAACUGCUACAAAAGAGCUGAUGUCAUGUGAGGAGCUACAUUCGAUAUUGCACUUGGUGCUGCAGGCAGGGAAUAUCAUGAAUGCAGGAGGGUAUGCUGGCAAUGCAGUAGGAUUUAAACUGUCUUCUUUGCUCAAAUUGGCAGACACAAAAGCAAACAAACCUGGGAUGAAUCUUCUGCACUUUGUUGCACAGGAAGCCCAAAAGAAAGAUGCUGUUCUUCUAAACUUUUCUGAAAAAUUGCAUCAUGUUCAGGAGGCUGCCAGAUUGUCGCUGGACAACACGGAGGCAGAGCUGCACUCGCUCUUUGUCAGGACGAGGUCUCUGAAAGAGAACAUUCAGCGAGACGGAGAGCUUUGUCAGCAGAUGGAAGAUUUCCUCCAGUUUGCCGUGGAAGAGCUGUCGGAGCUGGAGCGCUGGAAACAAGAGCUCCUGGCCGAGGCCCACACCCUCAUUGAUUUUUUCUGUGAGGACAAAGACACCGUCAAACUGGAUGAGUGCCUUCAGAUAUUCAGAGACUUCUGCAUCAAAUUCAACAAAGCAGUGAAGGACAACCAUGAUCGCGAGGUGCAGGAGCUGAGGCAGCUGCAGCGGCUGAAGGAGCAGGAACAGAAGCGGCGCUCCUGGGCGGCUGGGGAGCUUGGCUUCGGCCGGAGCAGCAGUGAGAAUGACGUGGAGUUGUUGACCAAGAGGGGCGCAGAGGACCCUUUUCUCCACUCCAGGCCCAUCAGCCCCUCCCACCGGCCUCCCAACACCCGGCGCUCCCGCCUCUCCCUGGGCGCUUCUGCUGAUAGGGAGCUGUUGACCUUCCUGGAGAGCUCCACUGGCAGCCCUGAGGAGCUCAAGUUCAACAGCUUGCCCAGGAGCUGUCCCCGGCAGGCGCCCCCCAGCAGAGCCUGGAUGGAGUCUGGAGAACAGAGGGACCAGGACUCCAGCCAGGCACACAGACCUCCAGCCUCAAAGGACCAGGAGGAAGCCACUGACCCACCCUCAACUUGGCAGAGCCAGCUCCUGGCCCCCCGGCUGGAGGAACCUGCUACGGCCUUACCCCGAGUCAGGCGCAGUGGAGUCAGCAUCCUGCGAAAGAGGAACAGUGAGCCCCUGGGCCUGGGUCCUGUGCGGUCCCCUCCACUCUCGCCCUUGGCUCUAGGGAUUAAGGAGCAUGAGCUGGUGACCGGGCUGGCCCAGUUCGACCUCCACGCUCCCAAGGGCCCGGAGGAGCCGGCCCGGCUGACCCUGAACGACUUCAGCCCAAUGGAGCUGGUGUCUGUGGUGGGUGAGAGCCCACAGGCCCCCCGCGCCCCAAACGACCGCCUGACGCCCGUGGACAGAAGCGCAGGGGAUGCUCCCCUCCCAGCCCUGGAGGGUGGCGGGGCCGCCCGGGAGGAGCCAGGCAGUGCGGCUGCGGGAUCAGUGGGCAGCAGCGACCCCGAGAGCAAAGAUGCAGGGCUGUUCUCGGACACCACCGACUGUUCGCUGACCCUGGACUGCUCCGAAGGAACCGACUCCAGACCGGAAGGGGGGUGCCCGGGCGAUGGGGGCGACAGGGAGGGCUCCGUGUCCUCGGGGACUGGGGACAGCCAGGUCUCCUCUCUCCCGGCCUGCAGCUCGCCAGGAGAGGUUCCCGCUCCCCGUCCGGUCUCGGUCUCGAGGAAGAGCGAGCCGGGCUGCCAGGCGGGCCCUCCUAGGGACAGACCGGCCCGGGAGAAGGAGGUGAUGUCCCCGAAGAGGAGCUCCGUCAAAGAGGCGCCGGCGGGGACGGGGGCGGCCCGGCGGGUGGCGGGGGCGGUCCGGCCAGUGCGGACGCUGACGGGCUCGGAGAACGAGAGCCUGCGCAAGGUCGUGCCCAUCGCGCGGGCCGGCCGCGCGCCCGUCUCGGGGAAGCGCGCCCCCCGCGAGGCCCCCGGCGGCCCGUCCCCCGCUGCGGCCCGGCCAGGGAGGGAGUCCCCCGCGCCCGCCAGGACCUCCUUCCGGAAGCCCAGCGCCAAGCCGCUCCGCAACGUCCCGCGGCCGAAGCCCGACGAGGACAAGAUGUGCCGCUCCAGCUCCCAGGGCCCCGAGAGCCCCGAGGAGGCACCCCGGGCCCCGGCGGCCCCCAGCGCGCCCCGCGGCCCCGCCCCGGUCCCCAGCUUUGCCCGCAACACGGUCGCCUCCUCGUCCCGGUGCCUGAGGACCGACUCCCCCGCCGUGGCCCGACCCCCCGGCCUCACCCGCACCGUGUCGCAGCGGCAGCUCAGGGCGAAGGGCGGCCCGGAGGAGGCGGCCCAGAAGGACGGAGGCGCCCUGAGGCGGGCCAGCAGCGCCCGCGGCCCCCGGAAGGGGCCCGAGUUGCCCGAGGGCCCAAGGGCCGGCAGCGAGGCCUCGCCCAAAGGCCGCGGGGCCGGGGAAAGGGCCUCCGUCCGGCUGAAGGACGCCAGCCGGCCGGCCCUGGGGAAGGGGCUCCAUCCCUUACGGAAGUGAUGAGCGGCCGCCCUGCUCUCCCGCCUCCUGCCUGGGGUUCCGAUGGAGAGGACGGACUCCUGCGGAAGUCACAUGCAGUCAGUCAUCCCUGGGGCCACCUGCCAAUGCUGCCCCCGCAAAUCCCCCGUGACCGAAGGUGCAGCCCUGGGGUCUGGAGACCCGCACUGACUCCUGCUGGACAGAGGUUCCCCGCGGUGAUGGGCCGCGGAGGUGGACCCCUACCCCCACGCAGACCGCAGAGACCCACAAACGAUUCAGAGAGGAAGGCGACCUUCCUAUGUAACGAGUGAAAGAAAAUUUUUGGCCAGUUUUUAUAUAUCUGACUUUUUUAAUAUAAAAAUUGAAUGUUGUUUUUCAUUUGUUCCUUUCAUGGAGUGAAACGCUUCCCAGAGGUAAAAGGAUGAAGAUAUUUUUAUCAGCCAGUGUUCCCUGGCCUCAGGGUUCCACCUGCUCCCGCCGUCCAUUGCUGGCAACUGGCCUUCUGCAAGCCCUUGGGUGUGCUGUGGCUGACACGGUCUUCUUGAAGAUUUUCUGCCUUGCUCACCUUACCCUGCUGUUUGGUGAGGGUUUGCCUGUGAACAGGAGGGAAAGUGAGACUGGUGGCCGGAAACUGGAUGCUCCCUGUGUGAGGGCUGGCACCGUAGACAGUGGGGCCAGCCUCCCCUGCAGAUGAGUGGCAGCCCCUGGGAGAAUGCUGGAGCUUCCAGAAUGUAGAGGUGCUGUAUUUUGAUGGAUAGGCAUCAGGGGCUGUUGGGCAGAAUACAGCUUGCCCCUCUGUGUUUUCUUAUUUGAGUAUCUGUUGUGAAGCUGAGUGAAGGCUGCUAUGACUUGUGUUCACUGGAGUUACAGGGAAGAAGAAACCCUCAGUCUCCCAGUCUUCUUUGUAAUAUGACCUGGAGCCUAAAAAUUCAGUAUCUUUGCUUUUUUUUUUUUCCCUCCUCUUUCAGUGAUUCUUUUUAAUGUUGAUGUCUGUUCUUUGAUACAGUGAUUUUCAUUCCUGAGAAGAACCAGAUCAUAUUUUUAAAAACAGACCUUCCAAAAUGAAAUUGCUUUACGAUUUUAUAUUAUCAGGAAAUUUUUGAAAAAAAAAAAAAAAGUUCGGCUUCUUUCAAAAGAAAGGGAAAAACUGUUAAUGUAUUAUUUCUACCCAGUGCCAAUUUCACUAUUUCCCUCUGACUAAUUGGGAAAUGGAGAACGUUCUUGAAACUUUUUUAUUAUUUAAAAAACUUCCCCCAGUUUUUUCACUUUUGAUUUACUUAGUAGUGCAACUUUGUCUUAGAUCUGACAGUGGGAGAUGGAGUUCAGCAAAUGCAGUGUAAUUGUCUUGAAUCCAUAUGGUCGAUGUCCUGGUCUCCGUCCUGCAGAAUUUUGCCUUCCGUCCAAAUUAAUUGGAAAUUCUGAGCUUCCCUAAGUCAGCCGCAUUGAAAGGGUAAAUGCUAAGGUUGAAGAAAUAAGGCACCUGACCACAAAACCUCUUGUAAAAAUCACCCUGGAGAUCCAGGGCUCCACAGAGAUGGUUAGUUAUGAGGAUCCUGAGCCAUCUUUUGCCAUCUCAAAAAGCCUUAAAAAAUCAUGUAUCUAACAGGCAGCGAUGUUCAAAACAGAGGACCUGUGAAAGAGGUCCCAAGUUUGUGGAUUUGUGGGUGUUCCAGGGUCUGGACCCCUUGGCGGAACCCUAGAAACCAGGGUCAGUCCCUGUUCCAUCACUGAUGCUGUGUGGCUUUGGCCCGUCACUCGUCUCCUUAAUCCCGUUUCUGGUUUGCAGAAGUGAGGGCGGGGCCUCCAUGAUGGUCUUCAAAGGUCCUUCUACUCCGAGAGUCCAAGUCAUUAUCACCCAAGGACCCAUCUCUUCCCCGGGAUCAGCUUCCAGAACUAUCGCCCAGUAUCUCUCCAGCAGAGAUCUCACAUAAAGCUCUGCUCAGAAGAAAGCACCCUUGGAAUGGGUGGUUGCUUUGAAAUCUAAUAAGCUGAGUGUCAUGAGUUUUGCUAGCCCUGUGGACAACUUAUAUGCAUCUGUGUGAGCAGGUGAAUCAUUCUAUUACCUUUUAUUGGUAGUAAGCUUGGAAAAAUAAUUUAAGUAUAUAAUGCAGAAGUGUAAAUAAGUUUCUAUAUAAGUUUAAGAUGAACUGAAUGUAUUUAAAGGUCCAUUUAUAUGUUCUUUUAUGUAACGUGUAGUUUAGUAAAGUUCUUGUUUAUGGGA
Messenger RNA from Phacochoerus africanus (Common warthog), 5851 nucleotides. RefSeq names its product FH2 domain containing 1 (gene FHDC1). Lineage: Eukaryota; Metazoa; Chordata; Mammalia; Artiodactyla; Suidae. Gene Ontology annotation, cellular component: actin filament; cytoplasm. Bases 367 to 3651 code for a protein of 1094 amino acids. Gene Ontology annotation, biological process: actin filament polymerization. The record is from RefSeq and is a predicted model, not a curated record. Gene Ontology annotation, molecular function: microtubule binding; actin binding. The transcript has 12 exons.